Mesitornis unicolor (brown roatelo) is the source of this 1162-nucleotide messenger RNA. It is a transcript of the gene PPM1M, whose product is annotated as protein phosphatase, Mg2+/Mn2+ dependent, 1M. Gene Ontology annotation, biological process: protein dephosphorylation. The transcript has 9 exons. The record is from RefSeq and is a predicted model, not a curated record. The annotation marks the transcript as partial. NCBI's taxonomy places the organism in Eukaryota, Metazoa, Chordata, Aves, Mesitornithiformes, Mesitornithidae. Gene Ontology annotation, molecular function: protein serine/threonine phosphatase activity.
GGUUAUCAAUGCCGAGAAGUCGGAGUUCAACGAGGACCAGGCGGCCUGCUGUCGGAUCUCCAUCCGGAGGAGAGAGCUGGGCCUGGAGGAGGACGAAGAAUGGCUGAUCCUGUGCUCCACGCAGUUUCUGACUGGUUAUUACUGGGCACUGUUUGAUGGCCAUGGUGGCCCAGAAGCUGCCAUCAUCGCCUCCAACUAUUUGCACUACUGCAUCAAGCAGAAGCUGGAGGAGGUUGCGGGAGGCAUCACAGAGGCCUGUCCACCUAUGCACCUGAGCAGACGCUGCGUCUGCAACAGCGACCCCCAGUUUGUGGAGGAGAAGCACAUCCAUGCAGAAGACCUGGUGGUGGGAGCCUUGGAAAAUGCCUUCCAGGAGUGCGAUGAAGUCAUUGGUCAGGAGAUGGAAGCUACGAAGCAGACAGGAGGUUGCACUGCUCUGGCUGCCCUUUAUUUCCAGGGAAAGCUGUACGUGGCUAACGCUGGGGACAGCAGGGCGAUUCUUGUUCUGAAGGACAACGUUGUGCCCAUGAGCUGCGAAUUCACACCUGAGACAGAGAGGCAGCGAAUUCAGCACUUGGCUUUUCUUUUUCCCAAGCUCCUGGACGGCGAGUUCACGCGCUUCGAGUUUCCACGGAGGUUGAAGGGAGAUGACCUGGGCCAGAAAGUCCUGUACCGGGAUUACUUCAUGGAAGGCUGGGGAUACAAGACGGUGGAGAAAGCCGACCUCAAGUAUCCUCUUGUCCACGGCCACGGGAAGCAGGCUCGCCUGCUGGGGACUCUGGCUGUCUCUCGAGGUCUGGGAGAUCAUCAACUCAAAGUCAUUGACACCAACAUCGAAGUCAAACCUUUCCUCUCCUGCAUUCCCAAGGUGAAUGUGUUUGACUUUGCUCUGCAUGACAUUAAGGAGGACGAUGUCCUCAUCAUGGCAACUGACGGCCUUUGGGAUGUUCUGUGCAACACAGAGGUGGCCCAAAUGGUCAGGAGCUUCCUUGCAGAAAACAGGACAGAUCCUCACAGGUUUUCAGAACUGGCCAAGUGCUUGGUAUGCAGAGCAAGGGGACAGAGGAGAGGCCACCAGUGGAUGUUGGAUGACAGCCACGAGGCAUCGUACGAUGACAUCUCUGUAUUUGUCAUCCCACUACACAACAGGGAUGAGGACUGA